AUGCCAUUCAAAACUUUCCCUCCCGUUGUAUCUUUUGACCAAAAGGUCCCAAAAGCGGAAACUACGCUUGCACCUGGUAGCGAUGACGUUGACUACGCAAAGAACAUUGCCGAAGCCGUCAAUGUCCAAGAAAUCGACACCAACUUGUACAUGAGCAAGGAACUAUGGUUACCACCUGGUGCUCGAGGCGUUUUCGGUGGACAGAUUGUUGCUCAAGCUUUGCGUGCUGCUUAUAAUACUGUUCCCGAGGAGUUCCAUGUUCAUUCAUUGCACAACUACUUUAUCCUUCCCGGCAAUGUUGAAUACCCAGUGAUCUAUCAAGUACAGCGUUUGCGAGAUGGUCGAUCCUUUGCAACUCGAUUCUUGACAGCUACACAACGUGGCAAGGCUAUCUUUGUUGCCAGCUUCAGCUUUGCCAAACCUGGUACAGCCAUCACUCUUGAACAUCAAGCUGAGAUGCCCAGUGUCCCUCCACCCGAGACGUUGCCUUCUGAAUAUGAACGCAUGCUCAAGACAUUGGAAAACAACGAGUUGCCACCCAAAUAUCGUGAUUACUUGGAGACACGUUUGGAGGAAACGAUGCCCAUGGAUUAUCGCAACGUAUACCAAGUCUCUGAAAAAGAGGCACUCUCGGGUCGUCUUCCAGCCAAGCAAACACAACAUCGUUGGUUCAAGACACGUGGCACACUUGACAAUGACCCUCGCUUGCACCAUUGUGUCGUUGCCUAUGCUUCCGAUAGCGCCUUCAUUGGUACCGCUGCCAUGGCGAAUGGCCUUGCAUCACGUGCCAUUGGUAUGAUGGCAAGUCUCGAUCAUUCCAUGUGGUUCCACGCUCCCGUUCGUGCCGAUGAGUGGUUGUUGUAUGAAAUGCAUAGCCCUCGUACAAGUGAUGGUCGUGGUGUCGUGUUUGGUCGUCUCUUCCGACAAGAUGGUACAUUGGUAGCUACUACAGCUCAAGAAGGCAUUGUUCGGUUAUCUGAGCGGGAACAGCAACGUCGUUUGAAGCAGCAACAGGAUGCUAAGGAUCUCAAUAAGGAUAAUAGCAAGUUGUAG
Molecule: messenger RNA, 1053 nt
Organism: Lichtheimia ornata
Lineage: Eukaryota; Fungi; Mucoromycota; Mucoromycetes; Mucorales; Lichtheimiaceae
Product: acyl-CoA thioesterase II
Exons: 5
Coding region: 1-1053 (350 amino acids)
Biological process (GO): fatty acid catabolic process; acyl-CoA metabolic process
Cellular component (GO): peroxisomal matrix
Molecular function (GO): fatty acyl-CoA hydrolase activity
Source: RefSeq, a predicted model, not a curated record